AUGGAAAUCACGGAUACGAUAAAGGAGCGCCUUCGGUACUUUUUCGUGCAUCACAGCGAGCCUCCUCUCCCUCUAUCGACCCAUGAUGGCACCAGCGCGUCCACCUCGCCUCGGACAAGCAGCGGCGCUGCUGCAGCCGGUGCUGGCGGCCGGUCUGUUUUUAUUCAAGAGGUGGACUGCAUGAAGCUCCUCGACGUCUGCCCAGAGGUCGGGUGCACACUGCUGGUUCAGACCACAACAGUCAUGGAUAUGCUGCGGGUGGAGUGCGCGGCACUGUGCAAAGAGGCUGGGCAGGCGGGGAUCCUCAGCAGCAGCAUCUCCAUCCGCCUCACGCACGUGCCAGCAGCUAUGACAGGACUGCCGUCGGUGCCACCCGCUGGCGGCCAACUCGUGCAGUUAUGCGGGUCGAUCAUUCGCAUGUCGACCAAGCGCGUGGUGCCGUAUGCGUCGCGGCUAAUGUGCCCGCGAUGCCAUGCUACCACGGAGAUCUUCACAAACGCUUUUGACCGCGCGACGGAAGCCAAGGCGCAGUGCUCGCAGCCCGCCUGCAAGCAUGAGCCGAUGCAGGUGAUUGGUCAGGUUUGGAUGGACUACGCCGAGUGUCGGCUGCAGCAGCGGUCGAACCAGUCAGGCCACCUGCCUCGCAGCGUCCUCGUCACGCUGGAUGACGAGCUCAGCAUGAAGUGCUCGGUGGGCCAGUUCGUGGAGGUGGUGGGGAUCGCCUUUCCAAAAUGGCGGCAUGUUUUUCCCUCUAGCAGGCCGAGCAUCGAACCGGCCAUCUGGGCGGUCAACGUGCUCCCUAUGGAGGCGUAUCGCGGGGCGGCCACGUCGACGAGUGGUGCACCUGGACUGCGUCGCCGCGCCGGCAAGACGGACCGGCCAAAGUUCAACCCAGAGCAUUUCUUCACCUCUUUCUGCAAGAACAAGCGCAAACGCGGCGUGACGCUGGUGCGGUCCGUGUGCCCGCAUCUCUCCGGCCUCUUCGCGCCCCGAUUUGCAGUGCUGCUCUCCGCCCUCGGCGGGGCGUCGACGACGGGGAAAGUUUCCAUGCACGUACGCAACACAAUUCACUGCCUCUACGUUGGCGACCCCUCGACUGGCAAGACGCAGCUGCUGCGCUUUGCGGCGGCCAUCGCGCCGCGCAGCACCUCGACGACCGGCAUGGGCAGCACCUCCGCCGGUCUCACAGUGGCGGCCGCGAAGGAGCAUGGCGAGUGGGUGCUGGAGCCUGGUGCAUUGGUGCUGAGCGAUGGCGGCUCUUGCAUCAUCGAUGAGCUCCGCACCGUCUCUCCAGCGGAUCGUGCCUCGCUGCAUGAGGCAAUGGAGCAGCAGACCAUCUCCGUGGCAAAGGGCGGUCUCGUCACGAAGUUGCGCACCGCCUGCGCGGUCUUGUCGGCCUGCAAUCCGCCGACCCGCCGCGGUGGUCGAACGGAGAUCGGCGUUGGCGGUCCGCUGCUGAGCCGCUUUGACUUCAUCUUUCUUCUCUGGGACACGCCGAAGCCAGAGGUGGAUGCGCGGAUUGCGUCGCACAUGCUGCGAGCCAAUACUGGAGCACAGACGGUGCUGGAGGAGGAGGAACUGACAGUGGACGAGGUGGCGCGGUACCUAUGGUGGGUGCGCACCCAGUACGCCACGACAGACGGCCCUUUUCUCUCCGACCCGGCCGCUGACCUACUGGGCCGCUACUACGAGGUCCAACGGCAGCGUGGCGCCAGUCCUGCCCUGGAUGACGCGGUGCCGGUGACCGUGCGGUUCCUUGAGUCCCUCGUGCGACUCACACAGGCACACGCGAAGCUGCAUCUACAGACGAUAUGCACGCUCGAGGACGCCGCGAUGGCGGUGUUUCUCAUGGAACGCACCGCGUACAGCCUCAAGUGCCCGCUGGACGCUGUGGAGCCCGGAAUGUACAGCAGUUCGCUUGAGCUGGACGAGGUGUUCCUCUCAGAUGACCCUGCGGCGCUCGCUCAGCAGGACGCGGUGCUGUCCGCCAUCGUCGAUGUCAUGUUCCACUACCAGCUGCCGUCAGCGGACCCCUUUAAUGGGACCGAGAGGAGAGGCGACGAGGAGAUUGCCUUGGCAGAUCUUCCCUUCAUGCGGGCGAUGCGCGUCACUGGCGCAUCGCAGAAAACAAACGCCGCUUCGCCCACCGGCGACGUUACAGGUGAGGACGAGGUGGCGGACGGUACGCUGCUGGCUCAGAGGAGGGUCCCCUCAGCCUUGCUGCAGGACAAGACCCUUGUCGCCAUCGCCAGCGCUGAGCGACUGGCGGAGGAGGUUGGCCGGACCUCUGGCACCGCCUACAGCGUUGCGCGCUAUCCCGGCUCCAGUAUUGAGCGGGCCGCGGACUCGUCGCCAAGAGCCGUGGCGGAUCUCUUGCAAUCUCAGCGGGUGCGUCCGUCAUCGUCUGUGGCACCAUGCGCAUUCGCUCCCUCGCAGCCGAGCCCGCUACCCGCUCUCGUCGAAGAGGGGCAAGCACCGGAUUACACACAGCUGAUGGCAGGAAAGAGGCCGAAGGAGGCGGGCGAGGAUGAGCUGCUGCUACCGGAUAGCGAGCACCACUCCUCCGCCUCCAGCGCGCCGCCCUCGCAGCAAAUGGCGGCCCGUCCUCUUCCAUCGCCGUCAUUAUCCGUUCCCGAAACCGGUUCAUUGCCGUACUCGCUCCUGCCAAACGGUGCGCGGAAACGGUCUGCUGAGGACAUCAUGCGCAGUCUUCGAUUCCGCCCGUGA
Molecule: messenger RNA, 2727 nt
Organism: Leishmania mexicana MHOM/GT/2001/U1103
Lineage: Eukaryota; Euglenozoa; Kinetoplastea; Trypanosomatida; Trypanosomatidae
Product: putative DNA replication factor
Exons: 1
Coding region: 1-2727 (908 amino acids)
Biological process (GO): double-strand break repair via homologous recombination
Cellular component (GO): MCM complex; nucleus
Molecular function (GO): ATP binding; single-stranded DNA helicase activity; single-stranded DNA binding
Source: RefSeq, a predicted model, not a curated record